Messenger RNA from Eptesicus fuscus (big brown bat), 4318 nucleotides. It is a transcript of the gene TNFAIP3, whose product is annotated as TNF alpha induced protein 3. The transcript is spliced from 9 exons. Lineage: Eukaryota; Metazoa; Chordata; Mammalia; Chiroptera; Vespertilionidae. Gene Ontology annotation, molecular function: K63-linked polyubiquitin modification-dependent protein binding; DNA binding; zinc ion binding. Gene Ontology annotation, cellular component: nucleus; cytoplasm. Gene Ontology annotation, biological process: protein K29-linked deubiquitination; protein K33-linked deubiquitination; positive regulation of Wnt signaling pathway. The record is from RefSeq and is a predicted model, not a curated record. Bases 260 to 2611 code for a protein of 783 amino acids.
UCUGCGGCGGCGAGUGCAGGGUGCUCAGAACCCGCGGGGGCGGAGCGGCGAGAGCGGCCCUGGGAGCGCGGCGGCGGCGGCGGCGGGCGCGAUCCACACCCCCGGCCGGCCCAGCCAGUGAGCGCACCCGAGCCCGGCUGUCUAUGGGGCGCCGCCUCCGCCUGGCUCCGACCCUUGCCUGCGGCGUUCGCCUGCCCUGACCUGGACUUGGGACUUCGGCAGAGGAUCGCGCGGCCCUGGAGAGGUGCUGUGGAAGAACAUGAUGGCUGAGCAACUCCUUCCUCAAGCUUUGUAUUUGAGCAAUAUGCGGAAAGCUGUGAAGAUCAGAGAGAGAACUCCAGAAGAUAUAUUUAAACCUACCAAUGGAAUCAUUCAUCAUUUAAAAUCCAUGCACCGGUACACGCUGGAAAUGUUUAGAACUUGCCAGUUUUGUCCACAAUUUCGGGAGAUCAUCCACAAAGCUCUCAUAGACAGAAACAUCCAGGCCUCCCUGGAAAGUCAGAAGAAGCUCAACUGGUGUCGAGAAGUCAGGAAACUUGUAGCUUUGAAGACGAAUGGUGAUGGAAACUGCCUCAUGCAUGCUGCUUCUCAGUACAUGUGGGGUGUUCAGGACACGGACUUGGUCCUGAGGAAGGCACUCUUCAGCACUCUCAAGGAGACAGACACACGCAACUUUAAAUUCCGCUGGCAGCUGGAGUCUCUGAAAUCUCAGGAGUUUGUGGAAACGGGGCUUUGCUAUGACACCCGGAAUUGGACUGAUGAAUGGGACAACCUUAUCAAAAUGGCAUCCCCCGACACACCAGGGGCCCGAAGUGGCCUUCCGUAUAAUUCACUGGAAGAAGUACACAUAUUUGUCCUUUGCAACAUCCUCAGAAGGCCGAUCAUUGUCAUAUCAGACAAAAUGCUGAGAAGUUUGGAAUCGGGUUCCAAUUUCGCUCCUUUGAAGGUGGGCGGAAUUUAUUUGCCUCUCCAUUGGCCCGCCCAGGAAUGCUACAGAUACCCCAUUGUUCUCGGCUACGACAGCCAACACUUUGUACCCCUGGUGACCUUGAAGGACAGUGGGCCUGAAAUCCGAGCCGUUCCACUUGUUAACAGAGAGCGAGGAAGAUUUGAAGACUUGAAAGUCCACUUUUUGACAGAUCCUGAAAACGAGAUGAAGGAGAAGCUUUUGAAAGAGUACUUGAUGGUGAUAGAAAUCCCAGUGCAAGGCUGGGACCAUGGCACCACCCACUUGAUUAAUGCUGCAAAGUUGGAUGAAGCUAACUUACCAAAGGAAAUAAACCUGGUCGAUGAUUACUUUGAACUUGUCCAGCACGAGUACAAGAAGUGGCAGGAGAACACGGAGCAGGGGCGGAGAGAGCUGCACGCCCAGCACGCUUUGGAGCCCUCCAUGCCCCAGCUCUCUCUCAUGGAUGUAAAAUGUGAAACACCCAACUGUCCUUUCUUCAUGUCCGUGAACACCCAGCCUCUAUGCCAUGAAUGCGCAGAGAGGCGGCAAAAGAACCAGCACAAAUCCCCCAAGCUGAACCCCAAGCCAGGCCCGGACGUGGUGCUUGGAGCCUCUCGGGGCGAGGCCUACGAGCCCACGGCCUGGAGCCCCGAGGAGCCAGCUGGGGGGCCUCAUUCGGCCCCUCCGACAGCACCCAGCCUCUUCCUAUUCAGUGAGACCACGGCCAUGAAGUGCAGGAGCCCCGGCUGCCCUUUCACGCUGAACGUGCAGCACAACGGAUUCUGUGAGCGCUGCCACAAUGCCCGGCAACUGAAUGCAGGCCACACCUCGGCCAGCACGAGGCAUUUAGACCCCGGUAAGUGCCGAGCCUGCCUCCAGGACGUCACCAGGACAUUUAAUGGGAUCUGCAGCACUUGCUUCAAAAGGACUACGGCAGAGCCCGCCUCAACCCUCAGCUCCAGCAUCCCUCCUUCCUGUCAUCAGAGGUCCAAGUCCGACCCAGCACAGCUCAUCCAGAGUCUCUCCCCCCAUUCUUGCCACAGAGCUGGGAACGAGGCCCCCUCUGGCUGCUCUUCUCAGGCCACACGCGCUCCUGGGGACAGGACGGGGACGAGCAAGUGCAGGAAAGCUGGCUGCAUGUAUUUUGGGACUCCCGAAAACCAGGGCUUUUGCACGCUGUGUUUCAUCGAGUACAGAGAAAAUAAACAUUUUGUUGCUGCCUCGGGGAAAGCAAGUGCCACAGCCUCCAGGUUCCAGAACGCAGUCCCCUGCCUGGGGCGGGAGUGUGGCACCCUCGGAAGCACCGUGUUUGAAGGGUACUGCCAGAAGUGUUUUAUUGAAGCUCAAAAUCAGAGAUUUCAUGAAGCAAAACGGACUGAAGAGCAGCUGAGAACCAGCCAGCGCAGAGACGUGCCUCGAACCACACCGAGUGCCUCCAGGCCCAAGUGUGCCCGGGCCUCCUGCAAGAACAUCCUGGCCUGUCGCAACGAGGAACUCUGCAUGGAGUGCCAGCACCUCGGCCAGCGGGUGGGCCGGGGUGAGCCCGUUCCCGAAGAGCCCCCCAAACAGCGCUGCCGGGCCCCUGCCUGUGAUCACUUUGGCAACGCCAAGUGCAAUGGCUACUGUAACGAGUGCUUUCAGUUCAAGCAGAUGUACAGCUAAUGCGAACAGGUGAGCCAGCCCCAGCCAUUAGCCAACAUGGUGCUAUCCUCUAAACACUCUGGUGCCACUGGAGUCGGUCCGGGCCUCAGGGGCUCGCGGUUGUCUUUGAGCAGGAGAGGAAAGAUAAGCUCUUGGUCAUGGCCUUGAGUUUGGUAACCGAGGAACAGUCCCAGGUGGCCUUGGAGCAGAUGGUGUCGGAUUCCUUCUGGGGCUCCUCCUCCGCCUCCUCUCCUGCAAGCAGAGGCCAGGAACUUGACGGACUUGGAAUGCGCGCCAGGACUGCUUUGUCAUCUUUCAAGAAAAGAGACAAGACGCAGUCAGAGCCACUCCACCUGCCUCCAUCGGCACUGCUCAGAGGUGGGAAGCUGAGUCCUCGCAGCCCACGGGCCUCUGUGAGGAGGUUGAGAAGCUCAGGGAGAAGGGACAUCUUCAGUGACAGUAGUUGGUGGUGUUUCCCUCCCUGCCUCACUCCUUUCCCUCGGACUGUGCUUCCGAGGCUGCUGAGACGACGUUCAUACUGCAAAGCAUUCAGCUGCUCCUUACAAUAUGCACCUUGUAGAAAUCAGAAUAUCUUAGUGGGAAGAUGUGUGCCUCUUGGUUAUCACGGUCUUCGCUUCUAAACAUGCUAUCUUGAAACGAGGUGUGUAUAAAAAUGUGGACAUACAAUGCACCCUUGUGUAUGAGGGAUUCUUUUUUAUUGUGUUGAAAAAAGAACGAGCCAGCACAGAGUCAUGCCUCGAACCACACAGAGUGCCUCCAGGCCCAAGUGUAAGAAGACUGAACAAUAAUAACCUAUUUUCUGGUUGUUGUUGGGCCACCGCGUGUACGUACAGCAGCUUUCAUGAACUCAACCCGCUGCCUUGUCAAAGGUCCUAUGUUUGGAGUUUACUUUAUUUAUUUUACUGCAAACUUUAAGGUUAUUUAAAUGAAGUUGUUUCUUAUGCUCUGGGGAAAAUGCCCUAGUGUCUUCUUGAGAUAAAGAUAUUUGCUGUGGGACAUGUUCUGGAGCCAGGCACGUUCCUGACUGCAGCAGGGGAGUCGGCCACUGAUGCACUUCCCUUGCCUUCCCAAGGAAAGAAGGAAUUGCCAUCAGUAGUCAGUUUAUUAAAAUCUCAUGCUUCUUCUUCAUGAAACUGGCCAGAGCCACUUCCCAGCCACAAUAUAGAAUUGUCUCUGACUAUUCUACCUCCUUAGAGAUAAGAUUGGAAAGGAACAGGGAUGGGAUUGGAGAAGGUCACAGGGAAGAUGUGGCCUUCAGUGAUGGUUUUAUUUGCUGUGUGAAUGCCUUUCUGGGGCAUAGGGCAGUGACCUCCUGUUCGUGAGUAUGAGGAAAUGUCUAUCCUCUGCCUGUGGUUUCUAUAUGUGCUUUGUGUCACUGUCAUACUUGUUCUAGAAAAAAAUGGCAGGGGAAACACAUUGUCCCCAGAGGUAAAGGCUGCCAUUUUUUUUGGUCUGGACUAGUGCUCCCCUAGUCUUCAGUGUUUUCAUCUAUUCCUUUUAAGGUUCAUAUUUUAAUAUUUUGUGUAUUGAUAUUCUCAUUCUUAAUGUGAAAACAUGGAAUUAUUUAUACUUGUUAUGUAAAACAUUUGGAAUUUGCACAUUUAGUUGUUUAAGUAGAUUUCUGUUUACUCAGUUGGGUUUAUUAAAAGUUUCCUAAAUAAUUGUAACUUUUCACAAAAGCCAAUAUUAAAAGAUAAAUUAUUUAAG